GCUCCGGCCCAUGGCUUCUCAGCACGGCGUGUCGCGCGUCGUGGGUGGCACAGAUGCCCAGCCAGGGGCCUGGCCCUGGAUCGUCAGCAUCCAGGAUCCCUGGAAAACAGGCACGGGGCAUACAUGCGGAGGGUCCCUCAUCAGCCCACAGUGGGUCCUCACAGCAGCCCACUGCUUCAUUGAGGCCAGGCACAUCACCAUGUGGCGCGUGGUGGUCGGGGCCACCCGGUUGACUCAGCUGGGCCCUGAGGCCCAAGUGCGCCAUAUCAAGCGGCUACUGGUUCACGAGCACUACAGUAACAUCACGCAGAGGAACGACAUCGCCCUGCUGGAACUGGACCAGCCUGUGCAGUGCAGCUACUCCAUCCAGCUUGCCUGUGUGCCCGACGCCUCGCUGAGAGUGUCAGAGCUGACAACCUGCUACGCCAGCGGCUGGGGUUCCACGACUGCAAGAUGUGAGUUCCCAAAAAGUACUCGUGUCCUGAGCGAGGCCAAGGUCCGCCUCAUUGAUGUCAACCUCUGUAACAGCAGCGGGUGGUACAGAGGGGCCAUCCACACCCACAACCUGUGUGCUGGCUACGCGCAGGGUGGCAUCGACACCUGCCAGGGCGACAGCGGUGGUCCUCUCGUCUGCAAAGAUAACAAUGCAGACUACUUCUGGCUCGUUGGAGUCACCAGCUGGGGGAAAGGCUGCGCGAGAGCAAGACGGCCCGGAGUCUACACCUCCACGCAGCACUUUUACGACUGGAUCCUGGCACAGAUGGGACUGCGCCCAGCAGUAUCGGCUACUCCAACGCCACAGCCAGGCUUCACCUCAAGCCCCUUUCAGAGGCCAAGACCGAGACCAACGCAAUCGGGCACGUUUACACCCUGCCCAUUUCCACUCCAGAGGCUGGUGCAAUUCUUUACUCGGGUGCAGGAGCUCCUGCAGUUCCUAAGGGGGACAAAGGCCUGAGCAGCAGGAUGGACAGGAUCCAGUGCAGCCGGCAGCGUACCACUGACCUCGUCGACGUUCCUUAAUU
Molecule: messenger RNA, 1022 nt
Organism: Gavia stellata (red-throated loon)
Lineage: Eukaryota; Metazoa; Chordata; Aves; Gaviiformes; Gaviidae
Product: acrosin-like
Exons: 5
Coding region: 11-955 (314 amino acids)
Biological process (GO): proteolysis; acrosome reaction
Molecular function (GO): serine-type endopeptidase activity
Source: RefSeq, a predicted model, not a curated record